UUGGUCCCUACGCAUACAAGGUAUUUCACACAAAGAGCCACCAGCUGUGGAGGUGCAGAAAUCCACAAUCUCCGCAGGAAUGAAGAAAGAACUUAAGAAGGGAGACAUUUGGUUCCUUGUCGCUAUGAAGUGGUGGAAACAGUGGAAGAAGUAUGUGGGAUACGACUCCAGGGAUAUGGAGGGAAUCGGUAAUCCAGCAUAUCAUCCAGGGCCGAUUGACAACUCUGCACUGUUCAAAGACCCAGGGCAUCCGGAUGCUUGUUUCUUGAAAGAGCAUCUGAUCGACCAGUUGGAUUAUUGGCUUCUUCCUGUGGAGGUAUCCCCUACACUUGUCUCCUGGUAUGGAAUCAAAGACUGUCAUGUAAUUCCCCGUGAGAAUUUUUUGGUAACAACUUACCAACACUUUUACCUUCACUUUUCACUUGCCCCUUUAAUACAGGUGGUUGAGUUUGGCAUGUUUGUAAAACACUGCAAAGUAGAAGUUUACCUGAUGGAGCUGAAGCUGUACAGACAUCCCAACAUGGAUGACGGGGUCACUCAACAGUUCAGCAAACACGACACAAUAGGCCAAAUCGAAGAAGACAUGAGGAUUCUUUUCAACAUUCCCAAAGAUCGGUGUGUGCGUCUGUGGAGCAAGUACCUGUCCAAUAAAUACGAACUUCUAAACAAACCCGAAAUGACUGUUCAGGAGGCAGGACUCUAUCAAGGCCAGACCAUCGAGAUUGAGGAGCAAAACCCUGAUGGAUCAUGGCCGAGAGGGCUUCUGAAGACCAAGUAG
Messenger RNA from Branchiostoma floridae (Florida lancelet), 778 nucleotides. RefSeq names its product ubiquitin carboxyl-terminal hydrolase 15-like. Lineage: Eukaryota; Metazoa; Chordata; Leptocardii; Amphioxiformes; Branchiostomatidae. The record is from RefSeq and is a predicted model, not a curated record. The transcript is spliced from 6 exons. The coding region runs from base 80 to 778 and encodes 232 amino acids. Gene Ontology annotation, molecular function: cysteine-type deubiquitinase activity.